Molecule: messenger RNA, 1964 nt
Organism: Drosophila ficusphila
Lineage: Eukaryota; Metazoa; Arthropoda; Insecta; Diptera; Drosophilidae
Product: sodium- and chloride-dependent neutral and basic amino acid transporter B(0+)-like
Exons: 9
Coding region: 101-1900 (599 amino acids)
Biological process (GO): sodium ion transmembrane transport
Cellular component (GO): membrane
Source: RefSeq, a predicted model, not a curated record
UUCGACUAAUUAGUCCGUCAAUUUAAAGUAGAAAAAAAGCGGAUCGUCCGUACACUAGAAAAUCUAAUAAAAUCGGAUCACGUUUUCAUAUAAUAGCGCGAUGGUAUAUGAAACAUCAUAUGGCACCGGGCUCAAGCCCUUUACUCCAGAUAUGGAUCGAGGAAAAUGGGAAAAGCCCACGGAUUAUAUCUUUGCCUGUUUUGGAUUAGCACUAAAGCUUGACGUAUUUGUUGCCUCGUAUUGGUUCUUCUUUGAUAUGGGCCUUUUUGGAAUGCUUCCAUACUUUGUAUAUAUGGCAAUCUACUUGGUUCCAAUCUUGGUCAUACACUCCUUCAUGGGCCAGUUUUCCAGCAGUGGCUUUAUCUCUGCUUUUCGUCUGACUCCUUUCUUUAAAGGCAUGGGUUAUGUGAGCUUUUUCCUGACCAUCUCAAUGCUCAUUUACUAUAGUAUUUUUACUGCCGUUCCGCUUUUCUUCAUGUUCCACUCUUUUCGGCCCACUUUGCCAUGGAGUUGCGAGGGUCUUAAAUCUUGGUUCAAUGAGACUGGGGAUCACAGAUCACACACUACUUGUAAUGUGACAAUAGAGGACGAGUUCUCUGAAAGCGACAACGAAACCAGUUAUUAUACAAAGUUGUAUCAUGUUCCUUCGGUUCUUUUUUUUCAAAACCAAUUUAAAUCCUUUCAAAAAGACCAUUUUCCGGAUUUAUCUGAGGACUACGAGCUAUCCUGGCAUUUUAUAGCUCUCUUUGUACUGGUUUGGGGAAUUGUAGCCGGUGUAUUUUAUAAGUUUUCAGAGACGGCAAAGUUUGGAAAGUUUAUACGCUACAUGGUUAUUGGAACAUUAGGGCUUCUCCUCGUGUGUUUGGCGCGUUUUUUGUUUCUUCCAGGAGCCCUAAUGGGGCUGAGGAGAUUUGUAACCCCAAAGCUUGAGGAUGUUAUAAUGGGAUUUGGCUCGACUUUUAUUAUGGUCCUACACGCUUUUGGAGCUGGCUGGGGCAGUGUUAUUGCCCUGUCCAGUUUUAACGGAUUCAAGACAAAUAUCAUGACGUUUAGUUGGAUUAUUUCCUUCGGGCAGAUCCUAAUUUACAUUACGCUUGGCUUGACAUGCUUCAUCCUGGAGAACUACUUCAAUGAGGUUGUUAAUGCAUCCUUUGACUCACAUGUUCUGACUCAUUGGCUGUUGUUCCUGUCCAGUGCCAGUGCCUUGUCCUCAUUGGAGUGGGCGAACAUGUGGACUUUAAUAUACUAUACAAUGCUUUUGAUGGCUGGAAUUAUUGUGAUGACGACGCAGAUUUUCACUGUUUUGCAAACAUUGUUUGAUGAGUUCGAAGCACUAAGAAAAAAGAAACAGGAGGUUACUUUUGGUCUUAUUGGUGGGCUGGCGAUCUGUUCUUUUUUCUUUUGCACCAACCACGGAAUUGUAUUCUUUUCUGCCAUCGCCAUGGACGCCAUUUUCUCACACAGUCUGCUCCACUUGUUGCUGCUAUUGGUGGUUUUGUGGAUCUACGGCCGAGAAAGAUUCCAAAGGGAUAUUGAAUUUAUGCUGGGCCAGCCCUUUGCCUCGUGGAAGAUUUUCAUACUCCGCUUCAUAGCUCCGAUCAUUUUAGUGAUUUGUCUGCUGUCUGGAAUUGGCUUGGCAGUAAUGGAGCACUCCUACUCAUCAAUGGUGGUGCUCGUGGUGUCCAUUAUUCUGGUGGGGCUACCAAUUCUGUUCAUACCUGGCUAUGGAUUCUACUAUCUUUACCAGAGCACGGGCACCUUUUGCGAGCGCUUCAAGCGCACCUGUCGACCCACCGAUUGGUAUCCAGUUGAGAUGGAGCACCGCCAAAAGUACGAGGAAGCCGUCGGCAACACGGAGAUCACCCACCAGCUGUUCGAGGUGACGGAGGAAGUCAACUAGGUGCAAUCGUAUUGGAAUAUAAAUAUGUUUGUAAUAUAAAAUAUACAAAUAUAUUUUGCAUGUA